CUUGGGUUUCACGAUGGAGCGCCCAAGGCCCCUCCUCUGCGCCGGCAUUUCGGCGCUGCGCUUUGGAAGGACUCCAGGCCAGCAGUGAAGGGCUCUUUGAUAAUAUCUGACGGGCGGUCCCACCCGCUGUCCCUGUGCAACACCAGUGAGGAUGAACACACUGAGUCAGGAUUCAUCACCAUCGUCAAGCUGGAACAGCCAGACCGGGAUCCCAACCCCUGCCUGUCCCUGGCUAACAAGGCGAAGCUGGCGGGGGAGCGUGGAGCCCGUGCGAUCCUUUUCGACAUUACUGACGAUGAAAGUGCUGCUGAUCAGCUGAGGAAGCCCAGAGGUCUGAGCCAGCCUGUGGUUCUGAUCAGGGGCCACGACGCCGAGCAGCUCAUGAGCGUCGUGAACAAGAACAGAGAGGCCCAUGUGAAGAUAGAGGUCAAGGAGCCACCAGCCUGGCCAGACUACGACGUGUGGAUCCUCCUCACGGUGGUCAGCACUGUGGUCGUCAUCGUUUUGAUUUUCGUUGUCCGCACAAAGUGCCAACUGAACAGGACUCAGGACUCCGUGCAGCAGCAGACCCUGCAGGCCAUCGGGCAGUUGGCCACGCGCCGGUACCAGCCCCGGUGCCGCCCGGCGUCGCGGUGGGACUCGGCCAGCAGCUGCAGCUCCGCCCCAGUCUGUGCCAUCUGCCUGGAGGAGUUCAGCGAGGGCCAGGAACUGCGGAUCAUCUCGUGCUCCCACGAGUUCCAUCGGGAGUGCGUUGACCCUUGGCUGCAGCAACACCACACGUGUCCCCUUUGCAUGUUCAAUAUUCUUGCCAGAGACUCAACGGACCAGGCCAUGGCCACCAGCUCCAGGCUGGCCCCUCAGGACAUGGAGCCUGGACGGCGACUCCACCUUUUCCGCCAGCACCCAGGACAUGCCCUUUACCACCUCCCACACCCGUAUCCUCAGAGGAACCUCAGGAGCUUUCCCCCGGAGCCAACCCAUGGCAACCCCUUCUUCCACUCCCCAGAGCUCUCCCAGGUGGAUUUUGACACCAUCCACUACAUGCCCUACAGACCGGCCCCCUCCCUGCUCGCCUGCGGCCACACGUCCCCACUGGCCCCGGGCCUGCUGGGCCAGCAGCUCCCUGUGCCCUCGGCGUGUGGGCAGGUGCUGGCACCCCACAGGACGUGUUCCCUGCAGCCCCAGCCCCCCUGCCCCGGGCUCAAGGCAGCCCUGGCACAGAAGCAGCACCGCGCGCCCGCCCUGCGCCGGGGGGUGAGCCACGGGCACCAGCACAACAGCAGCGGCUCCGGGGAGAGUUACCUGACAGAGCACAGCGGGUACCUGGCGGACGGGCCGGGCAGCGACUCCAGCUCGGGGCCCUGCCACGGCUCCUCCAGCGACUCCAUGUUGAACUGCACGGACGUCAGUCUGCAGGGCAUCCACGGCAGCUGCUCCACAUUCCGCAGCUCCCUGAGCAGCGACUACGAUCCCUUCGUGUACUGCAGCUCCGAGGGCCCCGCCGCGGACCACGGCCAGGAGCCGCUGCGGCCGCCCAGGGAGAGGCGGCCCAGGUCCUUGGACCUCAUGGUGCCCGGGGGAGCUGCUCCAGCCAAGCCCCAGGUGCUCAGCCACGUCCACUACCACCACCACCAGCACCACCACUACCGACGGGACACGGAGUGUCCCCCCGGACGCGCCGGGCAGGGGCCUGGGCCACGCAAACCCCGCUACUCUGGGACCAAGGUUGGCUUCCACGGGGCUCGGACACAAAAGAGGACUGAGAAGAGCCAUCACUGCCAGCAGCCUCCGGAAAGCAGCGCUGUGCUGCAGGAGGCAGCUCUGGCAGGACAGCCAGCCUGUCCCCAGGAAGGCCGGGAGCCCCCUCAUGCCCUCUCCACUUCUCCAAACAGGUUGGACUUCAGUGUAGAUGCCAACAGACAGUUGGGAGCAGCUGGCACAUCCCUUGCCCUGCUGCCUCCAAGACACAGCCUGCAGAGCCGGCAUCACCGAAGGAAAAGAAAGUGUUCCCUGGAGCCCGACCCCGCUCUGCUGCCCAAGGACUCGGCCUUGCCCAAAGCCUGCGAUACUCACCUUCCCCACGGCCAUCCCAGUGGCUCCCGCUGCUCUCCCGAGGUCCAGCCCCUGAUCCCAAGCGCUCCCCUGCCCAGUGGCUCCGGCUCCCGGCCGCUCUGGAAGUGUUUGGUGCCGCAGUCCAGCUCUGAGCUGAGGAAGCAGGAGGAGGGGGUGUCGGGACGGGAGGGAACCCGCCCGGUUCCUGCGGAUUUCUCAGGGACAGGCACCCACAGGCACAGUCUGAGUCUCCACCUGCACUGCCCGUCCCAGCAGGGUGGGCAGGGAUCUGAAGAGGAGGUCCAGGAUGUCCAUGAACACUCAGUCUAAUGAAACACUGGCCUGUUUGCUCCCUGGGAGCUGGAGUGGACACAGAUGUUCAGCAGGAGGAGUUCACACCUCGCUCUCUGCACAGGACCGUGCGAUGCCCGGCCCGGCCCCGCCAGACACAGACUGCAAACAGCAGUGGGGCACUUGUGGUCUCCUCACACGUCCCCACAUUGCAACAGUCCCACAAACAGAGCUGUGCUCUCCAGGCCCCCUUCUCUGAAGGCACAGGCAGCCCGUGGUCACCCUGUGGCACCUCUGCGUGGGCUGGGCAGAGGCACCAGCAGGAGAGCUCAGCGAGGGAGUGCAAGCUGCUAUUUUGGCAUGUUCAUGCCACAGAAGGUUUUGCUGAACACUUCAAAAAUAAACAAGCCUUCGAGACCAAAAGCUGCAGAAAUGACUUUCUGUGGCCUGGUAGCUCCUGACUUCAUUUCCUCACUUAGGUCAAAAGCCAGACUUCUCCAAUUAAGUUUUCCAUGCCUAUUUCAGACACAGGAACAAGCUAUUCUCCGUCUCACCGCUCACAGGUCUGCCCUGCAAGGUGCUGCUUCUGACUCCAGUGGAAACCAACAGCUCUCACCACUUCUGAUCCCUCCAGUGCCCCUCAGCUGACGCUGUCUUGGCCAUUCCCUGCAUUUGGCAGCAGCAGGAGAGGUGAAGACACAGGGACAACAUCAGCACUUCUGGGAAGGAGCUGGGUCAGACUCUUUCCAUUGCAAAGAAUCCACCCUCUCAUCUGGCAAUGUGAACAAGUCUCUCACUCACCCUCUAACUCCUCCACCCACCCUCAAACUAGGUGUCAUGGCCAGCCCUGUUAAGAGCAACUCAUUUUUUGAGUGUAUUUCAAACCUGAGGUGUCCCCGUCACAGGAGUCAUGGAAAAUCCUUGAGUUCACGUGGUUCCUGCUGCUUCCUCUCUCACUGCCUCAAGACACAGCAAAAAUUCCCAGCAGAAGCCUCCAUAAUAAAUGCAGAGCAGGGCCCCAUCCAUCACCCAGCCUUAUCUUCAUAUUUCUGAGACACCUGAAAUGAUCCUCUGAAGGGAUUUUUCAGAAUACCCUUCUGUCUUUUCCAACAUUUUGAUGAUGCAGGGAGAAAAGUCGAGAAAUCAUCAGGCUCCAGUUUAUUACUUUCCCACCCCCUCCCAUUUGUGGAAGGUUUUGGGGGUUUUUUUGGAUGCCACCAGUUCUUAUUUCCUACGUCUCAUAAUUUGCAGACCUUCAAGUAAAAUAAAACCUGCCAAAUUCAAAACAUCUAGAACCCAAACAGCUUCCAAACAGCAGGGAAUUCCUGUUGAGCUCAUUGCCCUAAAUGAUCAGUCAGGCCAAAGAAUCAGAUUCCCAUGUGAAGUGCACAUUUAUAUGGCACCAAGUGCUUCCAAGCACAGGGAAACACUGCUGGAUACAACACUGGAGCUGAAGGUAACUCCUGACAGUUUGAAACCUGGGGUAGGAACAGGCUUCCCCAUGUGCCCAGUGCUCAGCAACCCUCCUGUGUCUUCCUUUGAAUCAGCAGCAGCUUCUCCAGCUCGAGAGAGAGCACACUGGUUAUGCAGUCCCAGUUCAGGAUAAUUCUGCCUCUGCCUUCGUUUGUGGUGAGGAAAGCUUUUUAUGGGGUUUGCUGCCCUUAAUCCUUGGAAAAAAGGCAUCUUUCUCCCAGCUGCUCAUCAGCCCCUGACAGUCAGUGAUCAGCCAAUAGCACUGUUUCAUUAUUCCCUUGCUAUUCCCUUCCCUGUCUCCUGUGACUGAGCCCCUGCAGGACCUUUCAGUGUAGAGAAGAAACGAAUUUCUUUCAUCAAAGAACCCACCAGAAUUACAUUUAAACCUUUCCAGGCUCUUCUUGCAGGCAGAAGACACGAGCUCAGAUGUUUUCUCCCUUGCAGGGAAGUCAGUUUUCGACUAGAGGAAAAUACCCAGGAGCAGAUCCAGAUUUGCCCUGUUUGGCUUCUUGUGGACUUUGUCCAUGGCUUGUCUCAACCAGCUCCCCACGUCCUUGACCAUCCUGGAGGGCUCAGAGGACUUCACAGAGGGGAGGGCCAUGAAGUCAGGGUGCUCCCACUGUUCUCUUUAGGAGUCAAGAAGGCUGAGAGCUUCCAGGGAUGCAUUUCACUGCUCAAAGGAACAAGUGGGCUCUUUUGCAGUCAAAAGUCCUCCUCUCUUUUCCCUCCUUAUCCCUAACUACACAAAGAAUCUGCAGCAAGCCCCAAGCUUCUUGGGAGCACUAAUGCACCCUCCACUCCCCACUGCAGUAUUACCAGGGUGCCAGGGCAGUGCCUGCUUCCAAGUGUUUUCCUUUCCUGACCUUAUGCUGCUGCUCCUUUUCAUCUAGAAAUGGCCCUGCUGGAUGUUGUCCUGCUCUGUGGGCCUUGUUCAGCUGCAGGUCUGCCUUGGUGGGGGCCCAGGUGGGAGGAGAGGGGGGAACUCUCUGGGAAGGUGAGUUUUACGAUCCUUUUCGGUAGAUGGGUGACUGUCCUUGGCUGCCGGGAAGGGAAGAAGCAAUAUCUGAGAAAACAGGGAAUGGCUCCUCACAGUUCCUGUACCUCUGGCUUCUGGGUGAUGCUUUUGAGUGCUCAGUAUGCAUGGGCUCCAUCAUGGAAUUUCUCCAGCAUCCCAGCAGUGAAGCAGAGCUCAUUUUCCUUUAUUGCAUCCAAGGCUGAAAAUUGAUGGAAACCAGAGCAUCCCAAGGUCCCUCUGUCCCAACCGAAGGCCCAGCCCUUCCCCAGGGACCCCCUUUUUCCCAGGAGCUCCCACCCCCUGAGCUGGGAUCCACGACUGGGCUGGCUGGACAUCCCCCCUCCUACACAGAUCCUUCAGAUCCUUCGGAAAUGUGAAUAUCAGUUUGUUUUGUUGUUGUUGCUUCUUGUUUAGUUUGUUUUUUUUGCUGAGUCUGUCCUGGCUCUCAGGGCUUGGGAAUAAAUUAUGACCCAGGAAAAAAAAAAAAAAAAACCAAAAACAAAACCCAAAAAAACCCCACUGCAAAAACAAUCCAAAAAAAAAAGGAAAAUACGUUUUAUAUAUAUGCCAAACUGUGUAUUUAUGUCCGAUCCACACAGAGAUGUGUGAAUAUGCCGAUGUGCUCAGAAAUAUAUUUAUUUACUAAUAUAUUUAUCCAGGUA
Corapipo altera (White-ruffed manakin) is the source of this 5493-nucleotide messenger RNA. RefSeq names its product ring finger protein 43 (gene RNF43). The annotation marks the transcript as partial. Gene Ontology annotation, biological process: Wnt receptor catabolic process; ubiquitin-dependent protein catabolic process. The transcript has 9 exons. Gene Ontology annotation, molecular function: frizzled binding; ubiquitin protein ligase activity. NCBI's taxonomy places the organism in Eukaryota, Metazoa, Chordata, Aves, Passeriformes, Pipridae. The record is from RefSeq and is a predicted model, not a curated record.